GUUCCAGUGUAUAAUUGUCCUUAUUUUUAACCUAUUCGACCUAUCUUCAUUUGCCACCGUAGUAGGAUUAGGUGAUAAGAUUACUAAGCAGUUGUUCAAAGUGAUAAGUAUGCUUCUUUGAUAAGAAACACCUUCCUGAGUUCGCGAAUCCUAAAUCAGUGGACAAAUAUCAUUUUAUCAGACAAGUUGUAUAUUCUCUGCUAGUGCAGGCCAGCACAGGUGUCUGUACGAGAUGAGCAAAAUGCUAAACGAAAUCUGUGAUAUGCUGGAUGGAUACACCGGCAGGGAUAAGAUAAUUCGCACACUAUGUUACACUACCAAGCUGGCGUCUGGACUUUACGCUCAAUCGGAUCCCAAAAGGUCGAAAAAACUGGCUAUAUUUAGUUCGAAGAUGUCCCAAACACGUGCUACGCUGCGUCUAUUUGACGAUUUGCCUAUGCUGGCGUACAGUCUGAGCUACGGGUACGGCAGCAAAGAACCGGACCGCUGGAUGGGGUUGAUUGGCUUCGUCACCAAUUUGAUCGAUCAUGCAUACUAUCCAGUGGACAAGAUCUGUUGGCUGAUCGAGCACAAUCUGCUGAAUGUUGAGAACCCUACUCGUUGGGACACGAUCAAUUCACUGCUUUGGGUUGCAUCGAUUUAUCUUAAUCUGAUGAAAACCAUCCGGAGCUUCACUGUGAUGGAACAGCAUAAAUCAUGCAUCGACAAACAGGAAAACGAAAGCAGCCAAGCGUUCCGUAUGUUGCUGAUUAAGCAGCGCAUGGAGGCCAUAUCGAUAUUGCGGUUGUCCCUGGAUUUGAUCCAUGCCGGCAGCACACUGCCGAAGGGCAUGCUUUGGGGUGGUCGUUUCCAGACUUGGCACGUAGGACUGAUUGGAAGCAUUUCGUCACUGCUGGGUCUCUACCAAUACGUCGCUAAGAAGCGAAUCGUUAAGCAGAGUUCCUAGUGCAAUACAAAAUCGUACGCCCACUUAUUCGACUCAAUUGCAAAUUUCCGCAGCACAAUAGUUAGCAUAUAUUUUGGUUUAUUUGCAUAAAUAAAUCGGGUUGCUCGCGAGAUUUACUCUAGAAGUAAAUUCUAUCGAAAAGCGAUUAGAGAGUAGCCCCAUUACUCUAUUUGGUUGAUCACGGAUCAUUUAGCUUAGCAUAUAACGCGCCGUUCGAGAUGCAGUUCGCACACGGGUCAAUUGAAAGUUGAUAUUCGUUACGAUUUGUUGUAUUCUUUCCUAUGUUAAAUGGUUUUUGUAAAAAAAAUGUCACAAAAUCAUCUAGUCAAUAAUUUGACAUGUAAAUAAAUUGUUUCUGAAGUAAAUGUGAUAAACGUCACACAA
Anopheles moucheti is the source of this 1330-nucleotide messenger RNA. It is a transcript of the gene Pex11c, whose product is annotated as peroxisomal membrane protein 11C. NCBI's taxonomy places the organism in Eukaryota, Metazoa, Arthropoda, Insecta, Diptera, Culicidae. The transcript has 4 exons. Gene Ontology annotation, biological process: peroxisome fission. The record is from RefSeq and is a predicted model, not a curated record. Gene Ontology annotation, cellular component: peroxisomal membrane. Bases 233 to 946 code for a protein of 237 amino acids.